Molecule: messenger RNA, 2607 nt
Organism: Diaporthe amygdali
Lineage: Eukaryota; Fungi; Ascomycota; Sordariomycetes; Diaporthales; Diaporthaceae
Exons: 10
Coding region: 1-2607 (868 amino acids)
Molecular function (GO): hydrolase activity, hydrolyzing O-glycosyl compounds
Source: RefSeq, a predicted model, not a curated record
AUGUCCUUACGAACGCUCAGGCUGCUGAUGGCAGCAGCCUUGAGCGCCCUAUCAGCGGCGCAGCCAUGGCCCAACGGGCCAUUCGUCACGGAAGGGUCUUCUAUUCUUGACGCGACCGGCAACAAAGUUACGUAUGCUGGUGUAAAUUGGCCAGGAGCUGCCGAGACUAUGGUGCCUGAAGGCUUGCAGUACCAGUCGAUUGAGAACAUCGUUUCCAAGAUCAGGAGCCUGGGAAUGAACUCGAUACGGCUGACAUACGCCACCGAGCUCAUUGACCAGAUUUACAUGAACAACAUGACCGACAUAUCAAUCGAGAAGUCGUUCAUCAGCGCCUUAGGCCAGGACAAUGGCACGGAAAUCUUGAACAAAGUGACCGCCAAAAACCCAUCAUUCAGUUCGAAUACGACGAGACUUCAGGUCUAUGAUGCCAUCGCAGAAGAAUGCGCUCGACAGAACAUCUACGUUCAUCUGGACAACCAUGUUUCUCAAGCAUCAUGGUGCUGUACCCCAUUCGACGGAAACGCUUGGUGGGGUGACACCUUUUUCUCACCAACAAAUUGGACACGAGGACUUGCCUACAUGGCUGAACAUGGGAAAGUCUGGCCAAAUUUGAUGUCUAUGUCUUUGUACAAUGAGCUGCGCCCUCCUUUCUCCUCGCCUGAGCCACCCACUGUCGAGAAUUACACGUGGGAAGUCUGGUACGAUCAAGUGAAAAGGGGUUCAAAUGCCAUUAACUCUGCUAAUUCAGACGUGCUCGUCUUCCUGUCGGGUAUCAACGGAGGCGUUGACCUGUCCACUGUUGUUAACGGUGAACCCUUCGAGCCGAGCAACCAAACGUUCAACAAGUCCGAUUUCGCCGGGUACGAGAACAAGCUGGUCCUAGAGCUUCACAGCUACGACAUAGUGAUCCCGGUGGAUAAUUGUCCUCUCUACAACGAGAAUCUCUUCGACGCCGGAUACUCUGCCGUUAGAGAUAAUGCAACAAACAAAUUCCCUGUGAUGAUGACCGAAUUUGGCUUCACCAACGAUGCAACGACGUGGCAAAAUGACACGUACGCCGAGUGCGUGCAGGCGUUUCUCAAAGAUCAGGUACCUAAUCAGGGGUGGAUGAUAUGGGUGAUCUCAGGCAGUUACUAUGUGCGGCAGGGAAAACAGGAUUACGAUGAGACGUGGGGGUUGCUGAACCACGACUGGUCGGACUGGAGGUCACCAGAGUUUAUCAAUGGUGGUCUGAAGCCUUUGAUUACGACGACACUUUCGGCUGUGAAUUCUUCAGCGUCUUCGAACGGGACGAAUGGCACGGCGAGUGCCUCAGGAUCUGAGUCAGCGGCUCCAACUGCCGGAUCCGGCAAGCCCGUGAUGGCCCGUCGUCGUAUUGCCAGAAAGGUUUAUCUGCAUCAACUCGGCCUGCCAAGUCGUGACACCCCAAGUCACCUGCCAGCCUCAAGCUUACUAGAGCUUAAAGGGGGCUGCAACGUCGACUUGUCCAUCGAUGUAGCCAUUCAGGCUUUUCUUCCCCUGCUUACGAUGAGCAACCACCCGUCCGGAGAUUCCGAGGCGCCUUCACCAAGAGAAACAGAAGCUGCAGGAAGCCCGGGCCGAGAAGCAGAAGCUUUGGCCGAGAGUUCGACAGCUCCGGAGACGCAUGAUUCUGGACCAGAUGAAGAUGUUGACUCGGACAGCGUGGCCGACUCGGCAAUCGGGACUGAUGUUCUUUCGACAAUGACAGCACCUGACGAGUUCUUUUCAUUUAUUGAGGAAAAUGGCAGGACAUAUCAUAGCUAUAAAGCUUCAAAAUACUUGUUACCAAAUGAUGUUAGAGAACAGGAGAGAAUGGACCUGCAACAUCUUCUCUACCUGGAAACAGUACACGGGAAAUUGUUUCUAGCCCCAGUGCGCGAGAACCCGAGGAGGUGCCUGGAUCUUAUGACAGGAACAGGGAACUGGGCAAUUGAUUUUGCAGACGCAUUUCCGAUGUGUGACGUUUUGGGCACGGAUCUCAGCCCAAUACAACCGCAAUACGUCCCCGUCAACUGCCGGUUUGAAGUGGACGACGCCGAAGACCCAUGGAACUUUCGGAGCAAAUUUGACUUUAUCCACGCCAGAGCUUCGGUGCUUUGCUGGCGGAACUACGCGAAUUUUGUCAGGGAGGCCUACCAGGCACUGGAGCCUGGAGGAUGGCUCGAGAUGCAGGAAUUCAAUCACCAGCCGGUGUUUCACGGCGAAGCCGCCAACAGGAGUGCGAUCAAAAAGUACUGCGAUUUGAUUGUACAGGGCGUGCAAAGUCAGGGAAUCAGCGUCACCGGCUUCCAGGAGAUGAAGAGCCUGAUGACGGAGAGGGGCUUCGUGAACAUUGAGGAGAAACGAUUCAUAUGGCCCCUUGGGACCUGGGCUAGGGGACGUCAUUCUCGCAACCUUGGAAUCCUACUGAAACAGAAUUUCCUCAUGGUCGUCGAAGCCCUUGCCCUGCGGCCUCUGUCUCAUCUUGGAUGGUCUCGAGAAGAGAUCCAGGUUCUGCUCGCACAGGUGCGACAGGAGCUUCGAGACAAUAGUGUCGACGGCUCUGCAGAAAUUAUCUAUGUUUAUGGCCAAAAGCCUCAGGGCUGA